Molecule: messenger RNA, 810 nt
Organism: Metarhizium robertsii ARSEF 23
Lineage: Eukaryota; Fungi; Ascomycota; Sordariomycetes; Hypocreales; Clavicipitaceae
Product: Adenylate kinase
Exons: 4
Coding region: 1-810 (269 amino acids)
Biological process (GO): ADP biosynthetic process
Cellular component (GO): cytoplasm; mitochondrion
Molecular function (GO): ATP binding; AMP kinase activity
Source: RefSeq, a predicted model, not a curated record
AUGGGUUUCGUCGAGGAUGAGUUGAAGCAGCUGAAAGAGGUCAUCGGCAACCUCGACUCGCGCAUUAAGCAGCUGGAGAGGCGCGCAACGGGCUCCUCUCCUUCCACUGAAGAGAUUCGCAUGGUCAUUAUGGGACCGCCCGGAGCUGGCAAAGGAACGCAGGCGCCAAAGAUCAAGGAACGAUUCUCCUGCUGCCAUCUGGCCACGGGUGACAUGUUGCGUUCUCAGGUUGCGAAGAAAACUCCCCUUGGUCGAGAGGCAAAGAAGAUCAUGGAUCAGGGCGGUCUCGUCAGUGACGACAUUGUCAUCGGAAUGAUCAAAGAAGAGCUGGAAAACAACAAGGAGUGCCAAGGAGGUUUCAUCCUUGAUGGAUUCCCCCGCACGGUCCCUCAGGCAGAAGGCCUUGACUCCAUGCUUCAAGAGCGAAACCAGAAGCUUCAGCAUGCUGUUGAGCUGCAAAUUGAUGACUCGUUGCUCGUUGCACGUAUCACCGGUCGCUUGAUCCACCCUGCGUCGGGUCGGUCCUACCAUAGUACAUUCAAUCCGCCAAAGGAACCUAUGAAGGAUGAUGUUACAGGCGAGCCCCUUGUUCAGCGAAGCGAUGACAAUGCAGAUGCAUUGAAGAAGCGUCUAGUCACGUAUCAUAAGCAGACGACACCAGUUGUCGAUUACUAUCAGAAGACUGGCAUAUGGAAGGGCAUCGACGCUAGCCAGCAACCUGGACAAGUGUGGAAGAAUAUGCUAGAUAUCUUGCAAGGAAACAAGAGUCAAGGAUCCAGUAUACUGAGCCGAAUUGCCAGUAAGGACUAA